CUUUUGCUUAACCACUUGAGUCCACUUGUGGAUAAAAUAUCUGUUUCUAUCUAAUCUGUGUUCUGAACAAAAAAUCAUAAUUAUUAUAUCAUAUAUGAAUUAUUUAUUGUUGUAGUGCAUUCCAAAAGAGAAAAAAAUUGAAAUCAAACUUUACCUAAUCUUUACAACUCUAUUGUCAAUUAUAUCACACAAUUCCAAUUAUACUGAAACGCAAUUCAAUCAUCAAAUGGUUGAUAAAUAUGAAAAAACUAGGGGGGCUUCCAUAACACCAUCUGCAAGGAGAAGUAUUCACAAUCACUUAAACUGCCCAUUCUUAUUUAAUGACACAAUGGGUAGAUAUGGAUUGAAUAAAACCAGUGCAGGAGCAACAUGUAUUUCUUUACACAAUGAUCAAGAAUUUGAUGAGGUUGACAAUGUUAUGAGCAAACCAGUGGGGUCAUCAAGUCCAUUACAAAUUCCUGCAAAUUAUAGAAAUGCAAACAGAAGACAGUCUCUAAACAUUUCUAGCUAUGAAGCAGCAGAAGAUAAGAGAAGUGAUAGUGACAGUGAGUUUUAUUAUCCAGAGAACAAUGAUUACAUUGGCCUGUCUUCACAUGAACCUUCGAAUGGAAAUGUUAAUGAAUCUUACAGUCCAGUAAGAGAAAGUUCAAUCUGCAAUGAGUACCAAUCUUUUGGCUCUCAAAGUAUUCACAGAUCAGCUAGUUCUCAAGAAAAUUCUAGAAACUAUGAAACUAGAAAAAUAUACAUUUUCUUAAUGCCAUUAGUAGCAUUUAUGAUAUAUAUAGUGGUAUAUUGGAAUGGUAUCUCAAAUUUGCUGCAAAGUGUACAAGGAACAAGUAGUAUUAUUUAUGAUGAAUUAAAUUUCCACACUGAUAUAAAUAAUUUAAGAAGAAGAUACAAAAUAACAGAUGAUACUGUUUUACAAUUACAAACAGGUAUUUCAACAAUAUACAGAAGGCAAGAUACAGGAUCCUUCAUAUUUAUAUAUAACAGUAAUUCAAACAACUUUAAUUCAGUUGUAUUCAAUAGGUUUAUGAAUGAUGUUUCAUCAACUUCAGCUCAAUAUUUAAGAAAUAACACAAAAUUAGUUCAGCAUGUUGUAGUGCAGAGCACAAGUCUUGAUAUGCACACUCACAAUGAACUGAUAAAGAAGUAUAAAGAUGAUGUAGACAAAUCCGGACUACUGCUCAUCACGGAGAUCGAUAAAGUCCCAUCUAGUCUCGCUAUGGCUUUUCAUUAUUACUGUGAUGAAUAUAAUCCAUUAGUGAAGAAAAGUGCAAUAUUUUUUACACUGAAUUUAGCACAAUGCUCCAAUGUUUCAUCAGAUCAAGUGUCUAAACAUGCUAUAAUAGAAAAGUGCCUCGAAGAUAAAUGGUACGGCGGGGUCUCGAUGGUGAAUAUGGCCCCGUUACUUACUAGAGUCGUAAAUAUUGUAGUGGAUGUCACAAGUAUUGGAUCCAAUAACGAACUUUAAUGUGAUAGAUAAGAAUAAUUAUUUAUUAAUGCUACAAGUAUAAAUGAUAUCAUUGGCAGAAAUGUGCAGAAUACUAAAUUCUUGAAAUGACGAAUUUAAUUCUAAUUUAAGAAAAACCUUAAAAUCAAUAAUUUUCAAAGGGUAC
Messenger RNA from Achroia grisella, 1619 nucleotides. RefSeq lists its product as uncharacterized. The record is from RefSeq and is a predicted model, not a curated record. The transcript has 7 exons. Gene Ontology annotation, cellular component: membrane. Bases 227 to 1474 code for a protein of 415 amino acids. Gene Ontology annotation, molecular function: ATPase activator activity. Lineage: Eukaryota; Metazoa; Arthropoda; Insecta; Lepidoptera; Pyralidae. Gene Ontology annotation, biological process: membrane organization.